This is a messenger RNA of Sebastes umbrosus (honeycomb rockfish), 4236 nucleotides long. It is a transcript of the gene gja1b, whose product is annotated as gap junction protein alpha 1b. The transcript has 3 exons. Gene Ontology annotation, cellular component: connexin complex. The coding region runs from base 264 to 1430 and encodes 388 amino acids. The record is from RefSeq and is a predicted model, not a curated record. Gene Ontology annotation, molecular function: transmembrane transporter activity. NCBI's taxonomy places the organism in Eukaryota, Metazoa, Chordata, Actinopteri, Perciformes, Sebastidae. Gene Ontology annotation, biological process: cell-cell signaling; heart development.
GUAACUUCUCUGACGGGACCGUUAUAAGGGAAGUUUGACAAGUUGCACUCAGUUUCCCUCCUGGUCCCAAACUUGGAUUUCCACUCAACUCUCUACAAGUCGCAAAGAAGGUCUCUCUGGGCCCCUCUUCUUUCUCUCUGCAACUUUACAGAUAAGAACAACUACAGCGACUGAGGCUCGCAACAGAGUUUUGCAGUUGAAGCAAAUACUUUUGUUACUGCACAAUAAGAACAGGAGUAGAGAGCAGUUAACGCUUCCUGAGAAUGGGUGACUGGAGCGCUCUUGGUCGUCUGCUGGACAAGGUCCAGGCCUACUCUACAGCCGGUGGGAAGGUCUGGCUUUCGGUCCUCUUCAUCUUCAGGAUCCUGGUCCUGGGUACCGCAGUGGAAUCGGCCUGGGGAGACGAGCAGUCGGCGUUCAAAUGUAACACCCAGCAGCCUGGUUGUGAGAACGUCUGCUAUGACAAAUCCUUCCCUAUCUCCCACGUCCGCUUCUGGGUCCUCCAGAUCAUCUUUGUGUCGACGCCCACGCUUCUCUACCUGGCUCAUGUCUUCUACCUGAACAGGAAGGAGCAGAAAUUCAACCGGAAGGAGGAGUUGCUUAAAGCCGUGCAAAACGACGGAGGCGAUGUUGACAUCCCGCUAAAGAAAAUCGAGAUGAAAAAGCUAAAGUAUGGCAUCGAGGAGCACGGCAAGGUGAAGAUGAAAGGGGCCCUGCUCAGAACCUACAUAGUCAGCAUUUUCUUCAAGUCUUCGUUUGAGGUGGGCUUCCUGGUUAUCCAGUGGUACAUAUACGGCUUCAGCCUCUCUGCGGUCUACACCUGUGAGCGGGACCCAUGUCCACACAGGGUGGACUGUUUCCUGUCCCGUCCCACAGAGAAGACCGUGUUCAUCAUCUUCAUGCUGGUGGUCUCACUGGUGUCCCUGCUGCUCAACGUCAUCGAGCUUUUCUACGUGUUUUUUAAGAGGAUCAAAGAUCGUGUGAAGGGCAAACAGCCGCAAAUGCUCUACCCCAUGGCAGGCACCUUGAGUGCCACCCCUAAAGAUCUGUCCACCACCAAGUACGCCUACUAUAACGGCUGUUCCUCCCCGACCGCCCCGCUCUCACCCAUGUCCCCCCCAGGCUACAAACUAGCCACAGGGGAGCGGGGAACCGGCUCAUGCCGUAAUUAUAAUAAGCAGGCCAAUGAGCAGAACUGGGCCAACUACUCCACAGAGCAGAACCGGCUCGGUCAGAAUGGUGGAGGAAGCACUAUUUCAAACUCCCAUGCACAAGCCUUUGACUUCCCAGAUGACACCCAGGAGCAUAAGAAACUGUCCUCAACAGCAGGACAAGAGCUGCAGCCACUGGCGCUGAUGGACGUCAGGCCCUGUAGCCGGGCCAGCAGCCGGAUGAGCAGCCGACCCAGGCCAGACGACCUGGACGUGUAGGCCCCGGUUCCUCCUCCACCUCCUCCUCCCAGCUCUGCCUGGCUGACAGGAUGCGUGGCUGCAGCCAGAGAAUCAGGAAACACUCAAUCACAUAGGUUCAUAUAAGAGGUGGGGCUAACCUCGAUCACUGUCUUCAGCAUAGAGACUCUUAGUCACUCAGAGAGACAUUAAAACUUGUUAUGUAACACUGUCAAAGGUACAAGUUGCAAAUAUUUUUUUCAAUGACUUUUACCAUAACCUUUUAGUGGAGCUAACCAGGUUUUAAGAGAACAGAACAGCCACAGGAACGGUGCAAGAGUCUAACAGAACAGAGCAGAGGACCACGCUGGUCUACGUGAUUGAUCCGGUUUUAAUUUGCCAAGGUUACAUUUAAAGGAAAAUUCUGUUUUCUUCUUGUUUCAAAGUUUCUGCUAUUCUUCCUAUUGGCGACAGCAUUUUACUUACCACUGUCACAGCUGAUUUCUGAAGGUAUGGUGACAGCUUUGCAACAGGAUGCCUUCUUAGUUGUGUAUUUUUUAACAUGACCAGAAAAAAACCCAGCCUUCUUGGCUAACUCUGGUUCAUGUAUAGUUCUUUUUUUUCCUGUUGAUCAAUGAGCAUUGUUCCUGUCAAAUACAUGUAAAGAAAAGUAGAGUCCAGUAGGGCGAGAAACAAAUCUCCAUACCCACAUGUCCCAAAUCCCCAAUUUAGCCAAAUGAUCUAUACAAUUUGGAAAACAACCAAAACUAUUUAGUUACGGUUGAAAAAGACCCACACUGAUUUUUUGUAGGAGAUGGGAUGCAAACUGUCCAGUGUUGAAGUCACUUUCUCCGUCUCCAAGAGGUAUUACUGCAGAUUGAUGUCAUACUACUUCCACUUUAGAUCCUGAGAGAGGAAAGUCGUAAACAUAGGUCACUUUAGCAGUUUGAACAAAUGUCCGUUGGUGUUGUUUUUCAGGUGAGGACAGUCCUGUUAUAAAGCUGUGUGUAGCUCAUCAAUGAAGCAUUAUCACAACCAACAGGAAUGAUGGCCAACAGUAUGAAAUUGGAAAAUAAAAUCCAGGUUGUAAUAAAGCAGUUUUUUUUUUUGUCACUGUGACACACACACACACAACCUUGUCCCUCUAUCUUUGUGAGGACCCUCAUUGACAUAAUGCAUUCCCAAGCCUGCACACCCUAACCUUAACCAUUACAAAUAAAUGCCUGACCCCAACCCUAACCCUGACCUAAUUCUACCCUGAACCUUAAAAAUCAAGUCUGGACCCUCACACAGGCCUUUGAGCUGUCCUAAAGUGAGGACUGGCCAAAAUGUCCUCACUCUCCACAAAUGUCCUCACUCUGAUGGUCUAAAACUCUAAUUGGUCCCCACAAGGAUAGCUGAACAAGUACACACACACACACACACACACAGACACACACAGGCACAGACACACUGACACGCACCAAAACACACAUGUUAGCAAUGAAAGAUAGUUUGAUGGACUCUGCCACACUUGCAUUGAGUUGCUCUUACAGUUUGCUUGCGUAAUAAAGCUGAAUUUAUUCAUUAUUCAUGUACACUUUCUUCUGUUUUCAGUCACAUCCCAGCUCUCGAUUGCAAUCACAUUUCAGUCACAACAAAGACAGGAGUUAUUGUCCAGACUAAGAACAACUAUAUGUAAAGUGUUUACCACUUGGCUCGUCCUUUGCAUGAGACUUGCAGCAAGGUUUUUUUUUGGGGAAGAAUGCUUACUAUCAGUUGUAGUGAAUAUUUAUUGCUUGGCAUCUGUAGGACACCUACCACUAAGAGGAAAAAUUGACUACUAUCCAGUAUCUCAUACUCACAGAAAACAUCUUACAUUAACUCCCCACCAACUGUAUAUUUAUUGACAGUAAAAAACAUUUUUUUCCUCUUUAGUAACUUUGUCAGCAUGGACUGUUGUUUCCUGAUAAACUUUGAAUUUAUGUGGUGUUAUGUUUUCUUUUUGUGGUUUUAUUUGUCUUUUUUGGGGGUGUGUGUGUGAGAGUGGCAGGGCUGAGGGUUCAGGCUGCUGUGACAUAGCAAACUCUGAUCUGCUUUUAUGUGGCUUCCAUAAAGAAAGGCUUUAUUACUGUGUGUUAUCUUUUUUUCAUCUUUUGUGAGCUGUAGAGAAAGACAGUAGAAUGAUUAUCUGUGUUUUACAUAUUUGAGUGAAUGAUUUUUUUUUAGGUAUUGUUUUGUUUUUCAGACUCAAUGUAACCUUUGCUGCUUGAGAAAUAGAUAUUUAGUACUGUAAAUCAAGCUAACUGUGUCACAAUAAAAAAAAUGUGAGUUUUUAGAAGACUGCUUAUAGAUCUGGACUAAUAUUUAGUCAAUUAUAUGAAAAUGUAUGCCAAUGUAGCUCCACAACUACCAAACACUAGGAUAAAUCUCAAUUUGGGCUUUUUUUUCCUUUUUAUUGUAAUUUUUUAAAAAUUGUCAUUUGUGCAUCACUUUGUCGGUACUUACAUGUGUCAUGGAUCUUUCAGCUACAAUGGCAUUUGCACUGAGAUCUUGGUGAUAGAGAUGUAAUAUGAUGCACACAGUUAGUGGUAAGAGUUUUCUGAUACACAUGUUACUAAUUUAUUUUAUAACACAGAAAUCACUACAGUGCAUAAUAUCAGACAUCUGACCACUGGUUUCAUUGGUUCCUUGAGAGAUGUCUUCGGUUGAGAGAACAGGAGCAAUAGUCAUUUGUUGCCAUAAUUCAGACAAUGCUAAUCCAUGGGGAUCCACUGUUGUACAGUGCCAAUGCAUGAUAGCAAAACAAAAACCCAUUAAUUGUAUCUGUGAAAAGCUAUUUUAACCAAUAAAUAUUUUUCUGUCUUAA